AUGAGAGCUUGGCAGAUUUUUGCAUGUUUAGUGCUCGUCCAAAUCGCACUUUCGAGUGCCUUUUCCUUUUAUGGACAUGAGAACUACAAAGAAUUAGGUCAUGAUGAUCAUGACAUGGAAUUUGCUGCAUCUGACAAACAUGAAGAAUCAGCACAUGAAGAGUCAGGUGGUGAAGAACAUGGAGCUGAUCACUUCUCGAAAAAAGGACACAAAGGUGAUGAAGGACAUAAAAAGAAGAAGUCAUGGGAGAAAAAAGAAAAAGGUUCACAUCAUAAGGACGAACAUUCAGGACAUGAUGAAGAAGAAGGUGGACAUAAGAAAGAAACAUACGAUGAAGCUGAUUCACACAAGGAACAUCAUGAAGAAGCAAAGAAGAAGAAGGAAGGCAAGCAUGGACAUAAGAAGUUCCACAAGAAGGGUUCAAAAACUACUGGAUAUCAUAAGAAAGCUAAUAAGGAUGAAUAUCAUAAAGAACAUAAAUUCUAUGAUGACAAGCAUGAAGAAGGCAAACAUAAGAAAUACGGCGACCAUCACGAACAUCACAAAGAAGAAGAGGGUAAGCAUAAGAAGGGAGGAAAUCACGAAGAAGGACAUAAAGAAAGCAGCAACAAAAAGAAGGGAGGCUCAGAAAAGGGACAUGAAGAUGAAGCUCACAAAGGCUACAAACAUAAGCACGGACAUGAAUCACAUCACUCACAUAAUGACAAGCAUGGAAAGAAAGGUGGAAAGCAUGGCGGUGGUGAACAUGGAUUUAGCUCAGGAGGUGGUCAUGGAGGUGGAAAGGACGGUGGUCAUUAA
This is a messenger RNA of Chironomus riparius, 798 nucleotides long. NCBI's taxonomy places the organism in Eukaryota, Metazoa, Arthropoda, Insecta, Diptera, Chironomidae. The record is from the annotation of a GenBank genome assembly.